CUCCCCCCCCGUGCAGGCGCGGAGCCGGCGGCGCACGGCGGCGGAAGCCGGGGCGGCGGACGGCGGCGAGCGGGGCGGCGGGCAGCGCCAUGCGGGCGGCCGCCUGCCUCCUCUCCCUGGCGCUCUGCGCCCUGCCCUCUGCCCCAGGAGGCGCCGGGCCGGCGACGGCGACAGCGGGGCGGCGGGGCGAGAGCCGCUUCGCGGAGCGAGAGAGCAUCAGGCCCCUGCGGCUGGUCUCCGGCGGCGAGGGCGGCGGCGGGGCGCGGCGGCCGGCGCUGAGCACCCGGGUGCGGAGCGGCGCGGCGCGGACGCAGUCUACCCACAUUGCUCGAGCCAGCUUCCAGGUUGAUGCUUUUGGAUCGUCUUUCAUCCUAGAUGUAACGCUAAACCAUGACCUGCUGUCUUCUGAAUAUCUUGAGAGGCAUAUCGAGCAAGGUGGGAAGACAGUGGAAGUUAAAGGAGGAGAACAUUGCUAUUAUCAGGGAGAAAUUAGAGGAAAACCUGUAUCAUUUGUUGCCUUGUCAACGUGCCAUGGAUUACAUGGGAUGUUCUAUGAUGGAAAUCAUACUUACCUUAUUGAGCCAGAUGAAAACUACACUUCAGAUGAUGACUUCCAUUUCCACUCUGUUUACAAAUCCAAGUUGUUUGAGUUUCCUUCGAAUGACCUGCCAUCUGAGUUCUGGCAAACGAAUACUACAUCCCAGAAGUUUGUUGUAAAGCCAAGACACAAAAGAAGUAAAAGGCAGGUUCGUCAGAUUCCACGUAAAAUUGAAGAGGAAACAAAAUACAUUGAGUUAAUGAUUGUAAAUGAUCAUCUAAUGUGUAAAAAGCACCGCUUGUCAGUCGGCCAUACGAACAGCUAUGCUAAAUCAGUUGUGAACAUGGCAGAUUUAAUAUAUAAAGAGCAACUUAACACCAGGAUAGUAUUGGUUGCCAUGGAAACCUGGGCUACUGAUAACAAGUUCACCAUAUCUGAAAACCCCUUGGUGACCCUACGUGAGUUUAUGAAAUAUAGGAGGGAUUUUAUCAGAGAGAAAAGUGACGCAGUUCACCUUUUUUCGGGGAGUCGAUUUCAGAGCAGUCGAAGUGGUGUAGCCCACACUGGUGGAAUCUGCUCCUUGCUUAAAGGCGGAGGUGUGAAUGAGUUUGGAAAACCAGACUUAAUGGCAGUUACCCUGGCACAGACCUUGGCCCAAAACAUUGGCAUUUUCUCAGACAGAAGAAAACUUAUAAGUGGUGAGUGUAAGUGUGAGGACACGUGGUCUGGAUGCAUAAUGGGAGACACGGGGUAUUAUCUUCCAAGCAAGUUCUCCAAGUGUGAUAUUGAAGAGUAUCAUGAAUUUUUAAACAAUGGAGGUGGAGCCUGCCUUUUCAAUAAACCAACCAAACUUCUGGAUCCUCCAGAAUGUGGCAAUGGCUUUGUGGAAGAUGGAGAAGAGUGUGACUGUGGAACGAUAGCGGAGUGUGCCAGUGAAGGAGGAGAGUGCUGCAAUACUUGCACCCUGACGGCAGGCUCCCAGUGCAGCAAUGGGCUUUGCUGUCGGAAGUGCCGGUUUGAACCUAAAGGAGUUUUGUGCCGAGAAGCAGUGAAUGAUUGUGAUAUUGCAGAGAACUGCACAGGAAAUUCCAGUCAGUGUUCUCCCAAUAUUCAUAAAAUGGAUGGAUAUUCAUGUGAUAACAAGCAGGGUAUUUGUUUUGGAGGAAGAUGUAAAACCAGGGACCGGCAGUGUAAAUAUAUCUGGGGUGAAAAAGUGACAGCUGCUGACAGGUACUGCUAUGAGAAGCUGAAUAUUGAAGGGACUGAGAAAGGAAACUGUGGAAGAGACAAGGACUCUUGGAUACAGUGCAAUAAACAGGAUGUGCUUUGUGGAUACCUUCUGUGCUCCAAUAUAUCCAGUGUGCCUAGACUUGGAGAACUUGAUGGAGAAAUCACAUCAUCAAUCUUGCAGUUUGGAAAAGUCUACAAUUGCAGUGGUGGCCAUGUGAAACUUGAUGAGGAGACGGACCUGGGCUAUGUGGAGAAUGGGACGCCGUGCGGGCCGAACAUGGUAUGCCUUGAGCAUCGCUGCCUCCCCACUGAGGCCUUCAACUUCAGUACCUGCCCAGGCACCACAGACAGCCAAAUUUGUUCAGGACAUGGUGUUUGUAGCAAUGAAAUAAAGUGUGUCUGUGACCGAUUCUGGGGAGGAGAUGACUGCAGUUCUCGUAUCAAAGAUGAUCUAUUUUUUGAUAAAGAUGCCAUCAAUAAAGGUGUUGUUAGCACAAAUAUAAUAAUAGGGGCUAUUGCUGGCACCAUUUUAGUGUUGGCUCUCGUUUUAGGAAUAACUGGUUGGGGUUACAAAAACUACAGAAGACAGAGACAAAUACCCCAGGGAGAUUAUGUAAAAAAGCCUGGAGAGGCCGACUCUUUUUAUAGCGACAUGCCUCCUGGAGUCAGCACAAACUCUGCAUCUAGUUCUAAGAAGAGGUCUGCUUUUCUGUCGCAUUUUCAGAUUUCUACCUGUUCCAUCACCCAUUAUUCCAUUAGUCAGAACAUUUCAUUGUUUUGCAGCAGGUCAAAUGGAUUAUCUCAUUCCUGGAGUGAAAGGAUCCCAGACACAAAACAUAUUUCAGACAUUUGUGAAAAUGGGAGGCCUAGGAGUAAUUCUUGGCAAGGUAAUAUAGGAGGAAACAGAAAGAAAGUCAGAGGCAAAAGAUUUAGGCCACGGUCUAAUUCAACUGACAGGGUAACCCAUGCAUCUGAGCCUGGGCUUUCUCUCGCCCACCAAAUCCCGGCCCAAGGCAUAAGCCCAGGGGGUUCUGACCACCCCCAAACAGGGAGUCGGGAUCACAGGACACUGUCUCCUGCAAAGUCUCCAUCUUCGUCCACUGGAUCUAUUGCUUCCAGCAGAAAAUACCCUUACCCGAUGCCACCGCUUCCUGACGAGGAGAAAAAAGCCAACAGGCAAAGUGCCAGGCUAUGGGAGACGUCCAUUUAGCUGCACUGUUUUCCUGGGGUGACAUCAGAACUGUUUACUUCGAAUUCUUUAGAAACUCAGCGUCACUGAGUCACUGCACAUUCAUCUGCUCUUCAGACAAUUUGAAAGCUCAACAGAGAUGCCCGUGAUCACAGUGAGAACCUCCUUUCACCUGGAAGGGAAAAAAGCAGUCUUUUUUUUCUUUCUUUUUUGUUGACUAGUAUUUUAUGGAUUUGAUGAACAACCGAAAUCAUAACAAUUAACAGGGGAUAAUUAGCCCGGAUGUGACAAGGCUAUUCCGCAUGAUGACAGAUAAACUUACCUAGAAUCCCAACUGCAGUCCAUUUGCCAGUCCCGCAUAAGAGAGGUUUUUCUCUGGUUUAUUGCAGUCCUGAGUCAGACCAGAGUGGAACUGGGAACACACCUCCUGGGGAGCCCAGCCGAUGUAAACUUGUACGCUGUAUGCAUGAACCUUGUGUUCUUUACUUUCCACAUGUAAGGGAUAAACGACAUACUGUAGUAGAAAUUAGCAUGCAGGAGUAAGAAAUAUAGGAUUUUUUUGUGACAGGAUUUCAAGCUUUGAAAGGCAACUAUUUGACACAAAUGUCAAACAAACAAGGAUUAUAUCUUUUUUUUUUUUCCUUAUGUGUUUAUAACCUCAGUAUACAGAUUGUAUAUAUGUAAACAUUUGAUAAUGUCAAAAAUAGCUGUUAUACAUAAGUGUAUUUUGCCAAAUGCCGAAAGAAACAGUCAUGACUAACAUCAUCACACUUCAAAUUUUCUAAUAUUACGAGCAGACAACUUUGGAAAUACAGAAAGUACAGUACUGUAAAACCGUGUCUCUCGGAAACUGGUGUUUGACCAAAAUCUGUACUAUCUUUUCAGUAUCUUAUACUGUCUUGACAAUCUCAGUUGUAUGGUAGACUGCAGAAACCAGUACAGCAGCACUUUGUCUUAAAUCAUUGUAAGAGGAACCAGCCAAAAUACGUUGUUCAGUGGGAUGACCAGUGUAUCCUCUCACAGCUGUAAUCAAGAAUGAUUUGGCAGACAACAGAGUCUUUGAGAAAUACGCAGUUCAAACUUACUGGACAUUUGGGAAUACUUCUAAGUAGUCAAUUCAGGAUGUGGUGAUGUGAAGUCCUCCUGGUGAGAGUUGCUGUGUAUUUUUGAUAGAGCAUUUCAGACACUGUUUUAGAUGGCAAGGCGUAGCUUAUGAGAAGCAUAACGAUUUCACUGCACUAGAUAAUAACAGUGCUGGGCAAGUGGCCAGUUUCAUUGCUGUCUUUUAAUUUCUGUUACUGGAAUCGCCUUUACCGUGCGCUUGAACGCUAUGCUUGCUGCCCCUGAAGGCCCCUUGACAAUUUUUUGGGGCAUUAAACUGAGUACAAGUGAGUUUAGCCUAAAAAAGCAGGGUGUGGGGGAACAAAUCUUUUACCAUGGAGAUGUUAAUCUUGUGUAUAAGUGGAUGGUUAGUUUUCUAACACGUGAGACUUCUAAAGGUUGUUGUAAAACAAAUGUCUUUUGAUUAGGAAUUUUCAGUCAGUAAGAAACUGGACCAUAUUAAAUCAGUUUAUAAUUCUCCAGCUUUCCAAAAUUGACUAAUUCUUAGCUUCAGGUAGUACCAUUGCAGAAUAAAACACCUGAUUCUGUGUGGUGCAGUUGAAUACCUUGCCCAACAGCUGUAUGAUCAAUUAGAUACUAUUGUAAUGGGAGCAUCUACGGUGUUUCUGAAUCUUCUACCUCUUUCAUGCGUUUCCUUUAAUAAGUGAACCCAACACUUGCAGCCUUUUAAUAUAUUUUUUUAACUUUUAAGUCUCUCGAUAAAGUCAGAUAUAUGUAAGAUUAAAUUAAGAAAUGUUUAAAGAUGUCAGCAACUGUAAAGUAUGCAAGAUUUUUAGAAGCACUAUAUUUUAUGAUUAGGCUGUGUGUUGGAUUAUGACAAAAUAUUGGCCUUGGUGUUCAAAUGAUUUUCCUUCACAGUCGACAGGUUCUGGUAAGUAUUUUGGAAAAAGACAAAUAUGAGUGAGCACUAGUGCAUGCAGACAGACCAUCUGGAAGGAGCCAGUCACUUGUAAGUGCUUUAGGAAAAGAUUCUGCACUUUUGUGAGGAGUUAAUGUCCGUCAGCACUGAAGAAUAUUUUUUGCAAAGAUUUACUUUGAGUGUAGGUAACUGGAUGAAAGAUAGUUGGCAGCGUGUAGCUCAUGAAAUUAGGGUCUGAGCCAUAAUCACUUGAAAUCAGUAUGUCUUCUAUUGAUUUCACUGGACUUUGAGCAGGACCCUCAAGGAAUUCAACCACAUUAGGACAUUAUGCUAACCUGAUAGCCGCUGUGUUACUCUGUCGCCUGGAAGCUGUUUUUCCCUCCCAUACUAGUACCUUGUCUUUAGUAACUGGCCUGUUCAUCGUGUGCCUUUUAUGGUAUUUUGUUUGGAUACAAACUGGCAUGUAAUUCUGAAUAAUCCUAUUAGAUUUCUGUGCAUAUUUUAUGUUUACCACUGUUUACUCUUCCCUUUCCAUUUGCCUUAUCAAGAAGCAGCAAGAUUUGGCAGACAGAACUGCAUAUAACAUACUGGCUCUUUGUGUAAUGUUCAUAGCUUUUUGUUUUGCUAACAAAUGGCUCUCCUGAUGAAUUUUCAAUGUAGUAUGUACUUUUAGCUUCUCUCUUGUUUUGGUAUAAUUCAUUUGUAGCAUAUGAUGAUACAGUUAUGUGUGUAGUCUAACAGUCACUUUCAUGUUUGGAGAUAUGUAGUGACUGGAAGUCUAGUUAUGAGCACUAAGUUUAAGUUAAAUAAAUAUUGACUUCCACUUUGAUGGCCUAGAGUGAGAACAUCACAGGACUUGGGUCUUUGCAAAAUUCUUCUGCAGGGAACUUUGCAUUGGGUUGGUAACUUGGAGACCUUGUCGUUGCACAAAACCUGAACUAGCAGGGCUGUGUGAGCCUCCAAAGCCAAUGCAGGUCAAAGAGAGAAGUUGUUUGCUUACAUUCUGUGGGUUCCUACUUUUAAAAUGUAGUGUGUUGGAAAGCUGCCAGCUUAAUAACCUUGAAGAUUGCAAACAUUUUUAUCCACUGCAGUUAGUUACACUGGCAAUAGCAAUAUAAAUUGCCGCAUAAUACCUCAUCCAGUCUAAAAUAAGUACUUGUAUUGUCAGUAAGAUAGCUCAGUCAUUUUGACUCAUUGAGACUCAUGCUUUUGUUUUUCUUUUUACUUUAAUAAAUGAACUAGUUAUUUCUAGCCAUGCUGUAGAUGCCUGUUGAAGUGGGGAGGUUAUCAGUUCUUCUCAAAUAGAAGUAAUUGUCCAUAUGAGCAUAGGACCUGCAGGAUGAGCUAUACUUAAGUUAGUGUUAUGUAUUUCAACGUGGGAGAAGAAUCUUGUAUGAUUUAAAAUAAAAUUAGUAUGACUAACUGA
Messenger RNA from Harpia harpyja (harpy eagle), 6364 nucleotides. It is a transcript of the gene ADAM22, whose product is annotated as ADAM metallopeptidase domain 22. The record is from RefSeq and is a predicted model, not a curated record. Gene Ontology annotation, cellular component: postsynaptic density membrane. Gene Ontology annotation, molecular function: metalloendopeptidase activity. The transcript has 32 exons. Bases 90 to 2978 code for a protein of 962 amino acids. Gene Ontology annotation, biological process: proteolysis. Lineage: Eukaryota; Metazoa; Chordata; Aves; Accipitriformes; Accipitridae.